Maylandia zebra (zebra mbuna) is the source of this 519-nucleotide messenger RNA. Lineage: Eukaryota; Metazoa; Chordata; Actinopteri; Cichliformes; Cichlidae. The record is from RefSeq and is a predicted model, not a curated record.
CAGGAGGAUGAAGACGUUGCUGGUGAUCCUGCUCCUCAUAAAUGUUUCCCAGCAUGCCUCAGCUGUGGAGCUGUAUGAGGGGGACUCGUUCAUCCUGCCCUGUCAGUAUAACACUUUCGCUCUGACUGACCCCACAGUGGUGUGGAGUCGCUCCGACCUCAGUCCUCCAACCGUCCACCAGCGUCAGCUUCAAGGAGACGAACUGAAAGAUCAAAACCAGCGUUACAGCGGCCGAACAUCCAUGAAGACUGACGCUCUGGAAACUGGAGAGCUCAGCCUGAACCUGACCAACCUCCAACUGUCUGACAGCGCCACCUACACCUGCUCCGUCACAGACCUUAGAUAUGGCUACAUGAAACUGGGCGAUGUACAGGUGCAGGUCAAAGAACGGUUCCCAUCUUGGGCCAAAGCUCUCCUGGUUCUCCUGAUUCUUCUUGUGGUUUCUGGAGGUCUUUUAUUUCAUUUCUGUCACUAUUUCAUGUCAGGUGAGUGUCUCCUCCUACACUACCCAUAAUGCCG